Molecule: messenger RNA, 528 nt
Organism: Talaromyces proteolyticus
Lineage: Eukaryota; Fungi; Ascomycota; Eurotiomycetes; Eurotiales; Trichocomaceae
Exons: 3
Coding region: 1-528 (175 amino acids)
Source: RefSeq, a predicted model, not a curated record
AUGAUGACGGGUGUAGAGGCAAUUGGUCUGCUUCUCGCCGUUCUCCUUCUGGUCGUCAAUCAACUGGACAACUACGUUCAGAGCCUGCAGAUACUAAAGCUUUUUCGCGGGCUCAUCUACCGCUGUGAAAUAAAAGGUUACCUCAGACGCGUUGAAUCACAGAAAGCUCUACUGCUAAAUAAUCUGGAGCAAUCCCUGGAAGGCGUCGUUGACUAUGAAGACGAGCUCAGUGAGCUGAUCAAUAACCCUAGAAGCUCGAUGUGGAGAGACCAGUCUUCAUUAAUGAUUGAGGAACUCUCACUAUUGCUUCAAGACCUUUGCCAGAAGCUAGUGCUAGACCCCAAGAAUCAGGAAAACCUCGUACAGCCUCUCUCAAAAGACUUUGAACAGAAGAUGACAAAUUCUAGAUAUAUAUUCUCAAGGUCUAUAUAUUUGGAUCUGCUCAGCCGGGUUGAAGUUGCGAAUGACACUCUACUGAAGCUUGUAGAGCAAUCACGUUAUGGUGAACCGUCUCGAAGGACGUUUUAG